AUGUCCAACCCGGUGGUGAGCCAGCAGCCGGGGGCCAGCUCCUACGGGACCAACGUCCAGACCGGAGCCUGGAGCUCCGGCCUCUGCUCCUGCUUCAACGACAUGCCCAUCUGCUGUCUGGGCUGCCUGUGCCCGCUGGCGCUCGGCUGCUACACCGGCCACCGCUACGGAGAGGGCUUCUGCCUGGGCAUCGUCCCCGGAGGGAUGACCGCUAUGAGGACACACAUGAGACUCACCUAUGGUAUCCAGGGUAGCAUCCUGAAUGACGCGCUGAUGACGUCGUGCUGUGGUUGGCUCGAGGUGUGCAGGAUGGCGCGAGAGAUGCGCAGCAGGAACGGAGACGUUUGA
Gadus macrocephalus (Pacific cod) is the source of this 348-nucleotide messenger RNA. Its product is annotated as cornifelin-like. Gene Ontology annotation, cellular component: cornified envelope. The coding region runs from base 1 to 348 and encodes 115 amino acids. NCBI's taxonomy places the organism in Eukaryota, Metazoa, Chordata, Actinopteri, Gadiformes, Gadidae. The record is from RefSeq and is a predicted model, not a curated record. The transcript is spliced from 3 exons.